This is a messenger RNA of Malassezia globosa CBS 7966, 675 nucleotides long. RefSeq lists its product as uncharacterized. The record is from RefSeq and is a predicted model, not a curated record. The coding region runs from base 1 to 675 and encodes 224 amino acids. Lineage: Eukaryota; Fungi; Basidiomycota; Malasseziomycetes; Malasseziales; Malasseziaceae. The transcript has a single exon.
AUGUGGGGAACAAACCCCAUCAAGGUCGGUGCCUUUCUUGAGGCUCUUGGCCUUGAAUAUGAUAUGAAGUUUGUUGAGUUGGGCUCCUCGGACAAGGCCACUGGUGUAAAAGGUGAAGAUUAUCUCAACGUGUGUGAGAAUGGCCGCACGCCUACCUUGAUUGACCACAAGCGGAAUGAUUUUACUGUUUGGGAGUCUGGUGCUAUCUUGGACUACGUUGCAACGGUGUAUGACACAGAGCACAAGUUCCAUGGCAAGACACCCGAGGAAAGGGCACUUGUUAUGCAAUGGCUCUUCUUCCAAGUCUCAGGCCACAGUCCUGUACAGGGAAAUCUGUUCUUUAGCAAGAUGUUUUGGCCGAGUACAUUCAAUGAAAAUGCUCCUGAGAAUGUUAUAAAGCGUUUCAGGACUGAGCUUGAUCGCGUUUUCCGCGUCUAUGAACGUCGUCUUAAGCAUCAAGCCUCAAUGUACGGCGAAGACAGAGCUUUCCUCGCGCUUGAUCGUCCAACCAUUGCCGACUUUAGUGCCCUCGGAUGGUUUGUGAUGCUGCCUGACUAUGCAAGUAAGAUCGAUAUUGAUCUCGCCGAGUACGAGACAUUAGCCAAGUACAUUGACAGACUGCGCAACCUGCCCUCAAGCAAGGCAGUCAUGGCCCGCUUCGAGAGUAGCAAAUAA